Molecule: messenger RNA, 1523 nt
Organism: Corticium candelabrum
Lineage: Eukaryota; Metazoa; Porifera; Homoscleromorpha; Homosclerophorida; Plakinidae
Exons: 3
Coding region: 45-1334 (429 amino acids)
Source: RefSeq, a predicted model, not a curated record
UGCUGUGGUUCAGUUGUUGACAGCUUGUACUCGGAACGUUUCCUAUGAUGAUGUUUUCGACCGUUUUGUUUCUUGCUUUCGCAGUCAUCGAUGUGGUCUCUGGACAAACGGCAAGUACUACUGAACAAAUGGCAAGUACUAGUGCUAGCAACCAAGUGCCUGACAGUACACAAGCUGUUCUUCCAAUUCCUAGACAUAGGAAAAUUCAUGGAGUUAACCCAGCUAUAAAGUUUCCUCCGGGAGGCAAUCAGGGGAUCGAAUCACCAUUGCUGUUGUGGGGUGUUGACAAGACCUGGAUGAAGUUCCACUAUGAAACAAAUGCUGACAAUUCAGAGCUGACUGUUGUAAAUGAGAUUGUUUGUUACCAAGAUGAGGUGGGGACUGUCAUUAGUGGAACAUGGGCAACAACUACUAGUGUGCAUAAAAAGGUAUCCAAGACAUCGGGUUCCAGAUGUGUUCGUCUUGCUCACAACAAUCAAUCAGAUUUGUGUACAACGUUCAAAGUGAAAACAACUAUUACAGUCAAACAUGGUUACGUCACGAUCAGUGAUAUUUCGUUUGGUGACAAGGAAAUUUGCUCAAUUUCAGGCAACAAAAAGAAAAAAUCGCUUAAGUGUAAUUUUGAUGAUGGUGACUGUGGUCUUGGUAAUGAUGCUUGUGGCUUGGUUGAUUGGGAAAUUAGAUCUUGGGACUCAACGGAUCGACGUCGUCGAUCAAGCAAUUGUGAAGAACAAGGAGGUGUUCCACUGUUGAAACGAAAAAUUCGAGACAAAUGCUCAUUUGAAGAUCUUAAUAUUGUCAAUUUGCAACGAUCAGGGUUUAUUCAGUUUACAAGUUCAUCAGAUGUCGAGUCUACUGCUGUGGCCAGUACAAGUGAAGUCUAUAGCAGACGGCGACGAACAUAUGGGAGAUCACUUUACCUCGAUCCAUCUUAUGUCAGUGGUGUGGCCACGGGAGUACUCGACUUGCCAGAUCUUGAACAUCAUGUUGCCAAUUCUUACUUGUCAUUUGAUUGUGAAAUGCUGGAAGGCGGUUUUCAUGACCUAAUGGUGACAGCUGUGUGUUUAUCAGACUCUGACAGGUCAUUGAUUCCACUAAGAAGUGAGAGUCUCCAUUUUCACGUGACUCACUUGCAUGGAAAUGGUCUAAGUGAAGCAGUCUGCUUAGACUUGCACUCAUUCAUAGACAGUGAAAAGUGCCCCGAAUUUGCUAUACAAAUUUCAGCUUCAGCUGUUGAAACGUCUGUUAUUGUUGAUAACUUCGACUUUUUGCGAGACUUAGCGGAUGCUUAUUGUGAUAAACCAAGCAAUGUAGAUAUCGAUGAAGAAGGUUAAGACUUGACAGUUCGAGAUAAAUUGUAGGCCAGCUAUAUCGAGGAAAACAUGAAUGGUAUUCAAGGUAUUUUCUUUGACGCUAUAGUGAUUGUCUCUACUAGUGAAUUCUAUCAUUUUGGUAAUUUCUAGAUAGAUAUAGCUAAUUGAUAAUUUGAGAUGUUAAGUUUUCAAUGACUGAUGUGCAAAACA